Brenthis ino (lesser marbled fritillary) is the source of this 879-nucleotide messenger RNA. The record is from the annotation of a GenBank genome assembly. NCBI's taxonomy places the organism in Eukaryota, Metazoa, Arthropoda, Insecta, Lepidoptera, Nymphalidae.
AUGAAUCAACUCUCCGAUGAAAAUGUCCAGAAUAUGAAGUGCAGCCAGAAAAAUGCAAGUACGAAAAAUAAAAAUAAUAAAAAGGCCAAAGAUCCUUCGGAGACGCCUGUAGCAAUAUGUAAAUGGAAUGUAAUGAAUGAUAAACUACAUGAAACGUUAGCUAAUACUCUUCAUAUUAACAAAAUUAAUAGUAACCUAACGAAUGGUACCAGUGAUCAUUCUAAAGAUAGUGUCAACGAUAUAAAUGAAGCACAAGACGCAGCACCUAGUGAAGUCGAAAUGAAUGUAAAUAGUGUACAGUGUAGUGAUGUCGGGAAAAUAAAAACGAACGAGAAUAGUGGAACAUAUGCUUCAAAUAAGGUCAGGUGUAGUAAGGAAAUUGAAACUGAAAGCCUUGCAAACUCUUCUCUUGAAGAUCACAAAGAAGAAAUUGAAAUAUUGUCAUAUGAAUCUGAAUUGCAAAUGCCAGAGAUUAUGAGGCUCAUUCAGAAAGAUUUAUCUGAACCUUAUUCUAUCUAUACUUAUAGAUACUUUAUUCAUAAUUGGCCUAAACUUUGCUUCUUGGCAAGUCAUGAAGGCAAAUGUAUUGGUGCCAUUGUUUGUAAGUUAGAUAUGCAUCGAAAUAAUGUUAAAAGAGGGUAUAUAGCUAUGUUGGCAGUAGAUGAAAAAUAUAGGAAAAAGAAGAUUGGCUCUAGAUUAGUACAGAAGGCAAUAAGGGCAAUGAUAGAUGACAAUGCUGAUGAAGUUGUAUUAGAAACAGAAAUCACAAACAAACCUGCACUAAAACUUUAUGAAAAUCUUGGCUUUGUGAGAGAUAAACGCUUAUUUCGAUACUACCUAAAUGGGGUAGAUGCAUUGCGGUUGAAAUUGUGGUUAAGG